Molecule: messenger RNA, 927 nt
Organism: Magnolia sinica
Lineage: Eukaryota; Viridiplantae; Streptophyta; Magnoliopsida; Magnoliales; Magnoliaceae
Exons: 3
Coding region: 1-927 (308 amino acids)
Source: RefSeq, a predicted model, not a curated record
AUGGAAAUGGGGUUGUAUUGCCGCUCAUAUUGCCCCGUUUCAGGCUAUUUUGAUCUGCGAUACACCCAUAUCAUUAGCCACAAAAACCUGUUUAUACCAGCAGCCUGCUCUGCGCUGACCCUAAAGUCAUCGUCAAUCGUCCUUUUCUUUUCCAAUGGGAUCAAUGAGAUUGUCGCUCAGCAGCUCCAAGAUGAAUUCGGGGCCUCUGAGUUUCAAGCUGAGUUCUCUCUUCCUAAUUCCAGUAUUUUCACAGAAUUAGAAGAGGAGUGGGUUUAUGUAACUGUGAGAGGGAAACCUUCAGCAUUCCAGCUAAAUAUCGACUGCAUUGAGAAAAGUGAAUUGAGUUUGGACCAUGGCAUGAAAGAUCCUGUUAUGGGAGCUGCUAAUCUAGAACCAACUGAAAAUCACGAGGGAUUUAUUUCAACUGAUGCAUUCAGUUCUCUGAUUUCAACAAUGAGAUCGAACUUCAUGGGUGUGGUUGCUGCUAAACCAGAAGCGAUCUUGGGCGAGAAUCUGAUAAAUUUUGAUACAACGGCUUUGGUCGCCCUUGUGUCAGGAAUAAGUAAUGGUGGUGCAGAACUGUUGUUGGCAGCAACAGAAAGUGAGAUGAUAAAGCUUUUUAAGAACAAUGUCAAGUUCGUGAUGGCACAGGUGAUGUCCGAGCUUCAGAAUCCAAUUCUAGGGGAAUUGAGAGGUGUGCUAUCUUGUAAGAGAGGUGUCAUCCGUGAAAGUGUUCUUUCGGAGUUGAAGGAGGUGUCAUCUGUGAAAAUUGGUAAAAGGGAUUUAAUCCGUAGCCAUAGAAAUAUAGCUACGGUUAUUAUCCAUCGAACGACCGUCGUUGUAGGUGCCGAGCCGAUUUCUGUAGCCAAAAGUACCUAUAGAUAUAGCUACAGUUAUAAAAUUAUCAGCUACGGUCAAUAUCCGUAG